AUGCCCACCUCCAAUGUUGCAUCCCCAAAUGUCUCCUUCCACCAUCUUAAUCUUGGAACCCUAAGCAAAUCCAUUGCCAUCUCAGGCCUUGUACUUUUCGUGUUCUACACGGUUUGGUCCAACCAUGUCAAUGGUUAUGUGUUUUUAGACAAGGAACCUACACCAGAGUUCCUACCAUGGCCACUUACCUCCCCACCGUACCGAGUCAGCAGCAAAUUCACCAACCUAAGGGUCUACCCGAAACUCGUGAGCCCGCCUCAAGUCAGAAUGUUUCGAGCCAUCCUCGACAUGUACCGACAGGGUGAUCAGGCCAACAAAGGGCUGAGAUGGUUCAUGGUCUGCGACGACGACACAUUAGUGUUUGUGGAUAACUUGGUCGAGGUUCUAAACAAGUUUGAUCACACCAAGUACCAUUACAUUGGAGGCAACUCGGAGUGUGUGAAGUCCAAUGCCGACUUCUCAUUCGACAUGGCAUUUGGUGGGGCUGGCUAUGCUUUGAGCUGGCCCUUAGUCGAGGCAUUGUCGAGUAAGCUCGAAGGUUGCAUUGAGAGGUACCCACACCUUUUUGUUAGUGACCAUAUGGUUCAGUCCUGUUUGGCUGACCUUGGAGUUGCUGUAGCUCAUCAGAAGGGAAUUCACCAGAUUGAUCUCCAUGGGGACAUCUCAGGCUUUCUAUCAACUCACCCACAAGCCCCUUUAGUGACCCUUCACCAUUUCGACACCAUUGAUCCAAUCUUCCCCUCCAUGGACCGCCCCGAAGCUAUUCAACACCUCAUGAAAGCAGCAGAAGUCGACGAAUCUCGUCUCGCGCAGCAGACCAUCUGCUAUCAUAGGGAGAGCAACUGGUCUGUCUCGGUUUCCUGGGGCUACUCUGCUUACAUAUACGAGAACAUCAUUCCUAGAAGCACAUUGAUCAAGCCCCUCGAGACGUUCCAGCCAUGGAUUAUCAACACUAGCUACCCAGCUUUCAUGUUCAACACGAGGAGGCCGAAUGAUGAUGCUUGUGAGUCCCCCCACGUGUUCUUCUUCCAGUCUUUCGACGAAGACUGGAAGAAGAACAACGCGUCUGCUGUAGUAGUAGGGGACCAGCAGGUUGUCACUACGUAUACUAGAAAGUGGCCAGCCAACUUGCGUCCUUGCGAGUUGGCUGGGAACCACUCUGCCAGUCUUGUGGAUGAGAUUCGGGUGGUUUCUCGAAUGAGGGCUCGUAAGAUGGCUGGAGUGAUGGAAUGCUGUGAUGUUGAUCACAAGAUUGGAACGAGUUCCGUGGGUGUCACGAUAAGGAGUUGCCUGAAAGAUGAAGUCAUUGCCUAA
Linum tenue is the source of this 1314-nucleotide messenger RNA. Lineage: Eukaryota; Viridiplantae; Streptophyta; Magnoliopsida; Malpighiales; Linaceae. The record is from the annotation of a GenBank genome assembly.